This is a messenger RNA of Gastrolobium bilobum, 1599 nucleotides long. Its product is annotated as isoleucine N-monooxygenase 2-like. The coding region runs from base 1 to 1599 and encodes 532 amino acids. The record is from RefSeq and is a predicted model, not a curated record. The transcript is spliced from 2 exons. NCBI's taxonomy places the organism in Eukaryota, Viridiplantae, Streptophyta, Magnoliopsida, Fabales, Fabaceae. Gene Ontology annotation, molecular function: oxidoreductase activity, acting on paired donors, with incorporation or reduction of molecular oxygen; heme binding; iron ion binding.
AUGGGUCAUUCCCUCAGUGUUUUGUUUUCACACUUUCAAGUCUUUUGGCUUUCUUUGCUUAGUAUAGUCACUAGCCUUACCAUUCUCAAAGUCCUAAGAUCUCAAUUAAUUGAGAUAUCCAAGAAACCAAAACUCCCACCAGGCCCAAAACCAUGGCCUAUAGUUGGUAACCUUCCUGAAAUGCUUGCAAACAGACCUACAUAUAAGUGGAUACACAAGUUGAUGAAAGAAAUGAACACUGAAAUCGCAUGUAUCCGCUUAGGAAAUGCCAAUGUAAUCCCAGUUACUUGUCCCACCAUUGCCAGUGAAUUCUUGAGAAAACAUGAUGCAACUUUUGCAUCAAGAUCAUUAAGCAUGUGCACUGAUGCAAUCAGUAGUGGAUAUUUAGGUGCAAUAUUUGCACCCUAUGGGGAUCAAUGGAAGAAAAUGAAGAAAAUCAUAAGCAAUGAUUUGCUUUCCCCACUCAGGCAUCAUUGGCUCCAAGACAGAAGGACUGAAGAAGCUGAUAACCUUAUGUUCUACAUCUACAACAAAUGCAAAAAUCCAAAUGAUUGUGGCUUUGUGAAUGUUAGGGCUGCUGCACGUGAUUAUUGUGGUAACGUGAUAAGGAAACUUAUUUUUAAUACAAGGUACUUUGGAAAUGGUGGUAAUGCUGGAGGACCAGGUUUUGAGGAAGAAGAACAUGUUGAUUCCAUCUUCACUUUGCUUAAGUACAUUUAUGCCUUUUCUGUUUCUGAUUAUUUGCCAUGCUUGAGGGGACUUGAUUUGGAAGGCCAUGAGAAUGAGGUAAAGAAAGCGAUGGGGAUCAUAAAAAAGUAUCAUGAUCCUAUCAUUGAACAGAGAAUCAAACAAUGGAAUGAUGGAUUAAAGGUUGAAUUAGAAGAGGACUGGCUUGAUAUUUUGAUCUCCUUGAAAGAUGUUAACAAUAACCCAUCAUUGACACAAGAGGAAAUCAAGGCGCAACUCAUAGAAUUGAUGCUUGCAACAGUGGACAAUCCCUCAAAUGCUGUUGAAUGGGCACUUGCAGAAAUGAUAAACCAACCUGAGUUGCUUCAAAGAGCCACUGAAGAAUUGGAUAAUGUUGUAGGCAAAGAAAGGCUAGUCCAAGAAUCAGAUAUUCCAAAGCUCAACUAUGUGAAGGCUUGUGCAAGAGAAACUUUACGCCUUCAUCCAAUUGCACCUUUCAUUCCUCCCCAUGUGGCUAUGAAUGACACAAUAGUUGGUAAUUACUUGAUUCCUAAGGGUUCUCAUGUAGUCCUAAGCAGACAAGAACUUGGGAGAAACUCAAAAGUGUGGAAUGAACCCCUCAAGUUCAAACCUGAACGCCACCACAAGAAUAAUGGCUCUGAUAUCGUUUUGACAGAGCCAGAUUUGAGGUUCAUAACAUUCAGCACGGGAAGGCGUGGUUGUCCUGGAGUGAUGCUUGGCACCACAAUGACUGUCAUGCUAUUUGCUAGGUUGAUCCAUGGUUUCACUUGGAGUGCACCACCCAAUGUUUCAAGCAUCAACCUUGCUGAGUCCAAUGAUGAUCUUCUUCUAGCUGAGCCACUUGUGGCAAUAGCAAAGCCAAGGUUAGCAGCAGAGCUCUACCACACAUGA